AAAAAAAUAACGCUCCCGCUGUUAGCGGCAUGUAGCUAAAACGGUUCACUGUAGCUAACAAGAUGCACCCAGCAACUGCUGGCUAUAAUAUUGAGGUACCCGAAAGCUAAUACAUAGCGUCAUGUGCACCUAAGUCGAAAAGCUGCGGGCAAUUUUUCGACACGAAUGAUGGCCGGAAUAAUUAAAAAGCAAAUUCUGAAGCAUUUGUCCAGGUUCACCAAGAACCUGUCCCCAGAUAAGAUCAAUUUAAGUACUUUAAAGGGGGAGGGGCAGUUAUCCAACCUUGAGCUGGAUGAAGAGGUUCUGCAGAAUAUGCUUGACCUGCCGACCUGGCUGGCUGUCACUCGGGUUUACUGCAACAAAGCAGCUAUUAGGAUACAAUGGACAAAGUUGAAAACAAGCCCCAUCUGCUUGUUGUUGGAUAAGGUUGAGGUGGAGAUGAGGACAUGUGAGGAGCCACGUCCACCUAACGGCCCCUCUCCUAUAGCUAUAACAGCCGGCCAGAGUGAGUAUGGCUUUGCUGAGAAAGUGGUGGAGGGCAUGUCUGUUAGGAUCAACUCCAUUACCAUCAAAGUACAGGCUCGGGCCUUCCACGCAUCUUUUGAGCUCUGGCAGCUCCAAGGCAACAGCCUCAACCCAAAAUGGCAACACAGUGACCUCCGCUACACCCGAAUCACAGAUCCAAAGAGAGGAGAGGUGUUGACAUUUAAAGAAAUUAACUGGCAGAGUCUACGGAUCGAGGCUGACGCUAUGGAGAGUGAAGACCAGGAUCUCGGCAGCACCCCGUUACGUCUCAUCACCAAUCAGGGACGCAUUCGCAUUGCACUUAAACGCAGAAUCAAAGACUGUAAUGUGCUAGCUUCCAAGCUGUUUUUCAUUCUGGAUGACCUUUUAUGGGUGCUGACGGAUUCUCAGCUUAAAGCCAUCAUCCAUUAUGCCAAGUCUCUAAGCGAAGCCAUGGAGAAGUCUGGCCAGCAGAGGAAGAGCAUGACUGCUGAAUCGCUACAGACAGCUCCCACAUCGCCUGGCCUUCACAGCCUUUGGACAGAGCCCCCACCUGCUCCAACUGGAUCCCCCAGCAACCUGAGUCAGUACUUUGACAUCUUGGAUGUGAAGGAGUCUUCAUAUCACACUUUUAUAUCCCGCUUGGACUUGCACAUAUGCACAGACUCCUCUUCAGUGGAUGAAGAUGAAACUCAACCUCCAGGUUUGCAGGGGGCCAUGCAACUUACCUUCAAGAAGCUGGGUUUUGAUUUUUAUCCCAUACACAGACCUGCUGAUGGGUGUCGACAUUGGGAGCACUACAGUGGAGCCAUGGAGGCUCAGGCCCAGUGGGCAGGGAAACUGCUACAGGAAUACCUGAGAAGAGCAGAAGCUUCAGAUUUCCCAGGGCUACAUACUGAAGACUCCCCUCCAAUGACAGAUCAAGCUGUACAGUGGAGCCCCUCUCACAGAGAUCAGGCAUCUGGCAGAAGCUCUACCACAGCUCCCUCAGGGUCAUCACUGACGAGGCUGCGGUCAAGCUGCGUGGUCGUCAGGAUCCAUGACGUAGAUAUUUACCAGGUAUCGACAAGAGGGCGUCAGCACAAGAAGACCCAGACUUUAAUAUCCUGCAACCGUAAAACUCUGCAUUUUCCAGACAGUGUACCAGCUGUUCAUCUGCAGUUUACUGAGUAUUACUUCCCCAACAACCCCAGUGUGUCAGUGCCGACUUCAAACCUGUAUGCACAACUAAAUGGUUUGCAGUUGUGUAUAGAUCCAACCAGCAUUUUGUGGAUCAGUCUGUUUUAUAGAGGUCUGCUGCACACCCUAGACCAGGUCAAAGCUUUCUAUCACUUACAAGACAGUAGCAAAGCUGAAGAGCAUGUAGACAUUCGCAUGGAUGCUACACAGCUCAAGGUAAUAAUUCCCCUGGAUUCAUCCAUUUUGGACCACCCAGAGCGUCCCCAGUCCCUCUGUGUUAAUGUACCCCACAUGGUCAUCAGCAACACCCGCCAUUGUCCUCACGGAACCAGAACUGACCUCAACAAUACCUGCAAUGAUUUUGCCCAUUGCUCUUUCUUCCACCCCAAAGUUAUGGCAGACUCCACAGACCAGAGUGCCUUUCACCCUCUUCCAUCAGUCUUCCUUCAGCACUCUAAUGAUUUAGAGUCCCACUCUCUGGAGAGUAAACUGUUACGUUCCCGGGAUAUCUGGUCACUGAGUCUGUCUCGUGUGACUCUCGGCUUUGAUGGAGCUCGACGAGUUCCCAAAGGCAGAACUCAGCCCUUUGUUGAGCCCUUUGCCAUGUCUGUGUGGAUGUGCCAGCCUUCUGCCUUUAGAUGUAGCUCGUUGUCUCCGCCCUUCAGUCCCAGAAGAGCUCAGCAGUUCUCUUCAGAUGAGGAGCCUCAUCAGGAUGAGGCUUCACUUGUCUCGAUUCACUUCUUGGCUCAGACCAUCACUCCAGUGAGGAUGUGGCUCAAUCACUAUCAGUACGUUGCUCUCUUGAGGAUGAAAGAUGCCAUGGCCCGCUUAGGGGCAGAACUGGGUCAGCAUGUGCAACAUGCUAAGCAGUUCCAUGGCCAGAAAACAAAAUCUGCUUCAGUGUCUGUUUCCCUUCUUGUGGAUUCGGUGGAAGUGGGACUCCUGUUACCACCAACGUCCAGUGAGCCAGAGGAAGCAGUUCCCCACACCCCAGAGACGGACAGUCCCAGUGUAACUGACUCUGACAUCUCCCCAACUCAUCACUCUGCAGAUGCAGUGCUGGAGGACAGCGGGCUAGAAAAUGGCAUCUCUUCCAUCAGUACAGCGGUCACCGCUUAUGACCACGAUGAGCAAGACGAGGUGGUGGAGGAAGCGUGUGAGGCCAUGGAGGAGGGGUUGGAGGUGGGUGGGUCAAUGACACAGGAGAAUACUGCUGCCCUCUCACAUCCCCUUUCACCUGCAUUUUCCCCAGUCCUGUCCCGUGACCAGUCUACCUUUAGCCUGGAGGGAGAGUUGUCAAGCGCCAUUAAUGCCACCAAGGAUGUGACCAAAGACGCCAUUAGUGCCUCUCUGGAUCUAACCAAAGGGGCGUUUUCAAUAACAAAAGAUGCCUUCAACAUGUUGAGUCGUGGCUCAGGCAUGAACAAAUUGUUCAGUCCACAGGCAAAGGAACAUAUCCAGCAUUCAGAGGAGUCACCCCCCUCUCUGGUUACAAAUCUCCACCAGCAAGCCGUGAAGCAGUCGCCCUCCCAGCAUUCGUUUGACAGUGCCAUCUUGGAUGGAAGUCUGCCUGAUGAGAAUCUCUCUGUGGAUAGCAAUGCCAGCGAGAAUUUUGUUGUUCUCAUGGAGUCAGAGUCAGGUAUGGAGCCUAUAUAUCCCAGAAACCCUUCAGUUCCUGUUGGAAGCCAAGCCAGCCCGGCCCCAGGAACAGAAGGCAGUUCAUCGGUGGACCUCAGCAGUUCCCUAUCCCAAAGUACUGAGGAUGUGACUCAGGAUAUGUCAUCAGUGUUGUUACUGAUCCUGAGCGGAAUUGCAUGUAUUAUGAAAGUAAAGGGAGACAACCAGCUGGUGACUGUCGAAGCCCAGAACCUGCGGCCUGUGCAGAUGGGAAACAUCAGGGUAUCUGACCUACUGGCUGGUGUCAUACAAGCUCCAACUGAACCUAUCCAAAAGCACAGCAGACUGGGUAACAAUCCGUCAGUGUGCAUGCGAGCAGAAAUGGGUCCAUCUGUCCUGGGUGACUGUACGAGCUUUAUGGAAAUUAGAAUGCAAGACUGUGAGGCAGAGUUGUUGGCGUCAACAGUGGCAAACAUGGGACCUUUUCUUGAAGAUGAGUUUGGUGCUGAUAGUCAGCCAAUGAAGUUGCACUUCAGUAACAUCACAGUCUCUGUAAAGGAUGAUGGCCCAAGAAUUUACCCAACAGCCCCUCAGCCAGUCCCAUCCACCUUCAUCGUGGAGCAGCUGUUGCUUGAACGCAGUGAUGAUGGCAUCUUGAGACUCAAAGGUACAGAACCUAAAGACUCAACAAGAAUUUCUGCACUGACUCAGGACAACCUGAACAGUUCCUGCUGUGUGCAACAGCACAAGAAACAAGCACUGGAAACACAGCUCAGUGACGCAAAGGCUGCUCUCACACAAGCACUCAAUGACAGAGCUCGCCUCCUUCAGGAAGUCAGGAAGUACAACCCCACAUUUACUCUCUGAGCCACACCGUUGCUAACCUCUCACUGCUUUUACUGAGGAAAAGUGAUGCGACGCAUCAGGAUCUAUGUCAGAAACCAGCAUUACGCAGUCUAGAUGUUUGGUCUGAAAAGAAAUGUGUGGGUUUGAAUUAUUUCAUACUGUUUGAGAGAUUAAAAAUGAGACCCUAUAAUAUGGUGAGCAACUGUACUUAUUGUUUAGUCUUUAAAAAUGUUUGCCAAGACUAAGAAGUCCAGUUGCUUUAGAGUAAGCUGCUAGGUCUGUCCUACUUGUAUGACAGAGCCAUCACUGACAGAGCUCCUGUAAUAAUUAAUAACUGACAUAGGUGCAUCACUGGUACUGCGGUCAUCCAGUAGUAGAAUGUUUUAUCACUGCUUUACUCAAAUAAUUAUUGCAUUGUUUUAGUGUGGUCAGUCAGUUAGUUAUGUAGUUUGUGUUUGUCACACAGCAUGCAAGUGUAAAUAUUUCUGGGUAUUUAUGCUAGUACCUCACUUACCACGUGCACCAACACUGCCAGUGAGCUGCUGGUCAGUCAGUUCUGUAAAUCAAAUAAUCAGGUAUGCUUUGUGAAGAAUCCCAAUUUACACCUUCAUACGAGUAUAGUCAGAUAUUUAAAUAUUAAUGAUGUACAUUACAUCUGUUAACUGCAAAAAAAAAAAAAAAAAACAGAUGUUCCUUUUCAUUUGAAAAAUAUUUUUAAAUACCAACUGGUACUGUUUGAUAUGUAAAAAUGUCGAGGAAUAGGGGGAAAAUGCACUAUUUCAAAGCAGAAAUGUUCCACUUACAGACAGAUGCAACUUGGUGUGUUUGUUGGGUGAUUUUUCACCACCUUGGACUGAUUACACCUUCUUAUCAAGUAAUUGGGAAAUGGCUUGAAUUGUUCCCCAGGAUUAUUUUACUUUCCGUUGUGAAAUGUUCAGACUGGUUUUAUUGUACUGUGAAACAUUGUCCUCUGGCUGAGUGUCCAUCUAAGACACUCUGUUCUCUCACCUCGCUGCAGACUGGCUUCAGUAUUAUGGGUUAAACUUUUUUUUUUUUUUUUGCUUAAACUCUGGUCUAAAGAUGUUCUAACCCUGCUCCUGGAGAUCACCUGCUUGUUUUCUUCAUGUACCUGCUGCAGCCAUAGUUAAUUAGUUAUGUCUUGUGUUUCCUCGUGUUUGAUUGGUUGAGCACAUCUGACUUCUUUAGCAGUGUACGGAGCAGGGAGUUUGAAAAUGUGCAGAUCAGCUGAUCUCCAGGAGCAGCGUUGGUGACUCUAAGAUACAGAAGAUACCAGAGUUACAAUACUUGAUCUGUUUUGAAAAGUGUUAUGUAGCUUGCCAGG
Messenger RNA from Thalassophryne amazonica, 5488 nucleotides. RefSeq names its product UHRF1 binding protein 1 (gene bltp3a). Bases 166 to 4167 code for a protein of 1333 amino acids. The record is from RefSeq and is a predicted model, not a curated record. NCBI's taxonomy places the organism in Eukaryota, Metazoa, Chordata, Actinopteri, Batrachoidiformes, Batrachoididae. The transcript is spliced from 21 exons.